AUGCAGGCGCUCAUGGAGAGCAUGACGGCCGAUGCCGGCUCUGCUCUGGGCCAUGCCGUCUGGGAGGCGCCGCCGCGCUCCGCUCCGCCAGCCGGACCGCCGCCGCCGCAGUCACGCGAGCCGCUCGGCAAAGAGACGUGGACCGAUCUCGAGGCUGCACUGCCCGAGAAGGGCGCCGCCGACACCGAGGUGCAGCCCGAGGCGCAGACGGAUGCUGUCCAGCAGGACUGGGCCGCAGCGGCUAGGCCAGUGGCCACGACACAGCCGCAAGAGCGUGCGCCGGAGAAGCAGCCGCUGCCACAAGCACCACCAGCGCCGCCGCAAGAGCCCCAAGCUCGACCUUCACCUCAGAAGGAGCAGCAGCCUCGUCCAGCUCCUCCGCUGCAACGCCCGCAUCACCUGCAACCGCAGUCGCAAGACACGCGCUCGUCAUCGCCUGCGCCACGUUCGCAGGCAUCGCUGCGCCAGACGAGCUCGCCCGAGCCGCAGGCGCCGCCGCGUCCGCCGUCGUACCGCACCGAGAGGCGCUCGCCGCCGCUGAGCUCCUCGAGCCGCGGCGCAGCGCUGAUGCCGCAGUACCCGCACGAGCAUGCAUCGCCACCGCCGCCGCUGCCGCCGCCGUCGAUGCUGUAUGCGGCACAGCGUCAAGCCGAGACGGACUCAUCCAGACAGGCGUACGUUGAGGACGGUUCCAGGCAUUCGCAGAACGAGCGCGCAUCGCUGCCACGCUCAAACGGCAGUGCCCGCGUGACAAGUCCCAUCGCACCGCCGUCGCUCGGCAUACCCAACGGCAGCACAGCAGAAGCCCAGCACAAGCAAGCCAGCACGGCGGCGAGCAAGACCUCGGCCAGCUCUCCGUCCGAGGCGCCCACAAUCGCACGCAUGCCGGCUUCGACGUCGUACCCGUCCACCUUCGCGCCGGCCUCGGACGCCGCCUCGACCAUCUUCGGCACCAUCGCCCGCCCGCCGGACAUGAGCGAUGCCGACUUUCUCGAGCUGCGCCGCACCGUCGAGGCCGGCGCGCGCCGCUUUGUCGAGGAGGAGAUGCGCCGCCGCGGCCUGCAGUAUGAGCCGACCGAGGUCGACACCAUCGCGCAGGCGCUCGCCGAGGAGACCGACGAGGAUGCCGACAAGCUCGCUGACAAGCAAGAGCAACUGCCGCAUCAGUACCAGCCACCGGGCCCGCUCGACUACAUGCCGCAGCUCGCUCCGAACGGCUUCGAAGCCAUGCCCGAGCCACACGUGCAGUACGAUAUGAUGCCGCAGAUGCCGCAAAUGCCGGCGCUCGGCCCGAACGGCUUCGAGGCCAUGCCGCAGCCGCCAUACGGCAUGGUGCCCGAUGCGUACGCGCCCUUCGACUCGGUCGGCGAUGCGCUGCAGCCGAUGGGACAGGCAGCGAUGCUUGCGGCUGGUGCUGCGGCCGGUGCUGCGGCUGGUGCCUUGUGGCCCACGCCGGUGUGGAGCGGACCGCCGCCGGCCUGGGACCCGUGGGCGCGCGAGCAGCAAGAGCAGCAUGGCGAGAGACCGCACGGUCCGACGCAGGACGACGAGCGCCAGCGCCAGUGGAACUGGGAGCAGGAGCGCGAGGCCAAGGCGCAGGAGGAGCGCGCCGGCUGGCAGGCUGAGGAAGCACGUCGCGCUGAGGCCAUGGCGCAGGAGCAUGCACAGCGCCAAGAGCAGCAGCAACAGCAACAGCAGCAGGCGCAAGCCCACCAGCAGCAACAGCAGCAACAGGCGCAACAGCAGGCGCAGCAGCACCAUCAGCAGCAAGCUCAGCAGCAGCAGCAGCAAGAUCAGACGCAGGCCCUCGAGCAGCAUGACGAGGAGAUGCGACGCCGACACAACGAGGCGGCGGCGCAGCACGCCCACUACUCGGCGCAGAUCGCCUACGAGCAGGCACACGCCGCACCGGCGCAGUCGUGGUUCGACGACGGCGCCUACGAGCCGCAGCUGCGGGCGCAGUACAGCGGCAGCAUGCCGCGGGCCAUGACCGACGCCGUGCCGCCGCCUCCGCCUGGCACCGCAGCUGGUCCAUGGUACGUGCAAAACGGCGGCGGAGUCCUACCCGAAGGCUGGACCGCCGAGUUCGACGACGCCGUGUACAUGGCCUGGUACUUUGUCGACCAGCGCCACUCGCCGCCGAUCAGCACCUGGCUCGACCCGCGCCGUCCGCGCUCGGUCGCCUCGACGAAUGCCAGCGGCGGCGAGCGUCGCCGGCCGCUGCGUUCGCGCGGACGCCGCAGCCGCCACCGUCGCGGCCGAGACGGCGACGACGACGAGUCCGGCUGGGGCUCCUUCUCGGCAGCAUCGGCGGCUGCCGCGGCGACGGCCCGCUCGUUCGAGGCGUACGAGCACAUGAAGGGCGCGUCCGGCCACCGCGGGCCCGUCGCUGCCGAGCUGGACCGCGAGCGCGAGGCGGCCAAGAAGGUGCGCCACAUCUACGAGGAGAGCCUGGCGGCGCCGCAGCGCCUCGUCGCCGCCGUGCGCCGGCAGGACGCCGAGGGCGUGGCGCGCGCCGAGGAGGACAACGCCCGCGUGGCGGGCAUGCGCGACCGCCUGCGCGAGGACGAUGCGGCGCGGGCGGCGGCGCUGCCCGUCGGCUUGCAGGGCUACGAGGGCCCGCACCGCGGCUGGGACACCUGGGCGCCGCAGAGUGCGCCCCGCCGCGGCUGGAUGGCGGCUCCGGGGCCCGGCGGCCUGCGUCCUGGUGCAGCAGCGCCCGCGAUCCUCGACCGCCAGCUGGAGCGCCAGCUGCGUGGCCGUCGCGGCUGGGGCCUGGCGGGCGGGCCGACGCCGGGCGUGCAUGUGCCGCUGCCGCCCGAUGCCCGUCCACCGCCCGACGUCGCCGAGGCCGUCGCGGCGGGCAACACCGCGGCCGACAUUGGCUGGCGUGCCGCCGGCUCGGUGCGCCCGCCGGCGCUUGGCUGGGGCUUCCGCGCCCCAAGCGCACGUCCGCGCCUGACCUCGCGAGGCUCCGCGGUGCCGACGCCGUACGGCAUGCCCGAGGCCGUCUUCAGCAUGGACAUGGCGCUCCGCGCCUCGCACGCGUCCGAGGCGCUCGAGGGCGUGUACCUCGGCAGCAGCCCGGCGCCCGGCGCACCCCCGGCGCUGCUCUUCCCGCCGACGGCGAGCCAGCUGCGCCACGCCAACAACGUCGCCGCCUUCUCGUCUCCCUCGUACUACUAG
Molecule: messenger RNA, 3186 nt
Organism: Tilletiopsis washingtonensis
Lineage: Eukaryota; Fungi; Basidiomycota; Exobasidiomycetes; Entylomatales
Exons: 4
Coding region: 1-3186 (1061 amino acids)
Source: RefSeq, a predicted model, not a curated record